This is a messenger RNA of Erigeron canadensis, 636 nucleotides long. RefSeq names its product glutathione S-transferase T3-like. The record is from RefSeq and is a predicted model, not a curated record. The transcript has a single exon. Bases 1 to 636 code for a protein of 211 amino acids. NCBI's taxonomy places the organism in Eukaryota, Viridiplantae, Streptophyta, Magnoliopsida, Asterales, Asteraceae.
AUGGGUCCUUCACCCCCUUGCCUCGUUAACCUAUAUUCUCAAGCGUAUUACAAUCAAAUUGGUUACAAUCCAGUUAUGGAUCGAACUUGGACUGAGUCUCAACGUUUGGCGUUAGUCCAAGCCCAAAUUCAAGCUCAAAUGCAAGCUCAAAUGGCGUUUGACUUUCACCACCACCAACAACAAAGACCAAGAACCUCACAACCGUCAUUGAUUAUCAAUGAAAAUGUCCCGGACAAAGAUAGUGUCGCGUCUGCCGAUGAUGAAGUUGUGGAGGUGGGUCGUGGAAAGAGACGCGUCACAAAACUGAAAGAGAAAAGGAACUGGGAGGAUGAUGAUACACUGUUGUUAGCACGGUGUUGGGUGCAUUGGUCACAGGACCCGGUGGUGGGUAAUAGUCAGACGGAGGGUAUUUUUUGGAAAAAAGUGGUGGAGAUGUUUAACAACGAAACACAAUACCCACCACGUACGAAGAGCCAAAUACAUGGCAAAUGGAACAAGAUUAAAAAAGGUGUUAAGGCAUUUGGUGCGGCGUUGAAGAAGGUUAGUGAGCAUGACCGACAAAGUGGGGCGGAUGAGCAACAGGUGGUGGAUGCGGCUGUGAAACUAUACAAGAAACAAACAGAGGAGAAAUAUUAG